AUGGCCGCCGAACCUGACCAACAACCCCAAACACCAAUCAAACUCUGCACCUAUCCUCCUCCCCGCCUCUCCCCCACCGAAACCUUCAAAAGAACCUCUCAAUACGCACAAGAUCCCACCACCUAUCUCCUCCAGACCCUCGGCAAAGAAGCCUUCGAAUCCCAAAAACCCCGUCUCAUCCUCCCCGACACAAUCGACUUGGACACCUAUGGCAAAGGCAUCCACAAGCAAAAUUUCGAAGCGAAAAUCGCCUCCUUGUUCGGAAAAUCUACAGCUCUCUUCUUCCUCACCGGCACCCAAGCACAAGUCGCCACUUUAAAAGUCCAUUGUGAACGCGCCGGACGCAAUAUUGUCGCUUGGCAUCACACUGCUCACCCGGAAAUUGCAGAAGAAAGUAGUUGGAAAUUUUUAUAUGGGUUUGAAAGAAUUCUUCUCGGUCGUCAUCCUAAUCAACUCCCUACUCUCGACGAAAUUCAAUCCGUUUUGAAUUUACCUUUACGCAGACGCCCUGCGGUUAUUCUGCUGGAAAUCCCUUGCAGACCGCUCGGAUGUCAGACUUGGACUUUUUCGCAACUGCAAGUUAUAUCUGAUAAGUGUCGAGAGGCAGAUGUGGCGCUACAUUGUGAUGGGGCGAGGAUUUGGGAGUCGGAAACUUUUUACAACUCCACCACCACUACCUCACCGUCACCAUACAACGACCCUUCUUCUUCUUCUUCCAUCUCCAUCUUCCAAACCCUCGGCCCCCUCUUCACAUCCAUCUAUCUCUCAUUCUACAAAGCCCUCCAAAGCAUCACAGGCGCAAUUCUCUUACACAACGACCCAACUUUCAUUCUCCAACUCAGCAUCUGGCAACGUCGCGCCGGCGGAAACGCAUAUACUCUCGCGUACGAAAUUGUCGACUGUGAAAGGGCCGUGAAUGAA
Messenger RNA from Sphaerulina musiva SO2202, 921 nucleotides. RefSeq lists its product as uncharacterized. Gene Ontology annotation, cellular component: cytosol. Lineage: Eukaryota; Fungi; Ascomycota; Dothideomycetes; Mycosphaerellales; Mycosphaerellaceae. Gene Ontology annotation, molecular function: L-allo-threonine aldolase activity. The annotation marks the transcript as partial. The record is from RefSeq and is a predicted model, not a curated record. Gene Ontology annotation, biological process: L-threonine catabolic process; glycine biosynthetic process. The transcript has a single exon.